Molecule: messenger RNA, 282 nt
Organism: Tinamus guttatus (white-throated tinamou)
Lineage: Eukaryota; Metazoa; Chordata; Aves; Tinamiformes; Tinamidae
Source: RefSeq, a predicted model, not a curated record
AUGCAGUUUAGCAUCAGACAAAACUUGUGGUUUGCACAGGCAUCCAAGAUUGUAGGGCUGCGCUCCGAGACACUCUGCGUGCCGCAGCAGAUCACCUCGCUGCAGCUCUGGGAAGAGAUCGUGAAGCUGCAUCCAAGGCUUGCCGCCAUCCGGGAUCAAGUGGUGUUUGCUGUUCGGCAGGAGUACGUGCUGCUUGGAGACCAGCUGCUGGUCCUGCACCCUGGAGACGAGGUUGCCAUCAUCCCACCAAUCAGUGGAGGCUGAAUCUGUCCAAAUAAUCUU